Messenger RNA from Centruroides sculpturatus (bark scorpion), 682 nucleotides. Its product is annotated as alpha-tocopherol transfer protein-like. Gene Ontology annotation, cellular component: membrane. Gene Ontology annotation, molecular function: phosphatidylinositol bisphosphate binding. The record is from RefSeq and is a predicted model, not a curated record. The coding region runs from base 3 to 434 and encodes 143 amino acids. The transcript has 2 exons. NCBI's taxonomy places the organism in Eukaryota, Metazoa, Arthropoda, Arachnida, Scorpiones, Buthidae.
AUAUGAGUGUAAUAAACAUAAAAAAUUUAAUAUUUGAGGAAGAGAAAGAAGAAUUCUCUUGGGACGAAAACGCAUUAAAAGCUUUCAAAAAGGUUAUCAGAGAUCAAGGAUUUAAAUUUCAAAUGGACGAUAUUUUUCUUCUUGGUUUUCUUCGUGCUAGAAAGUAUGAUAUUGAAAGAUCUCUUCAGUUACUUAAAAACUACUUCAAAGUAAGAAUAGAAUAUCCCCAAUACUUUAAGAAUCUUUUACCUUCUAAAUUGGGGCCUGCUUUAGAUUUGAAUAUGAUGCAGUUUUUACCAAAACCCGAUCAGGACGGAAGUUACAUUUUCGUUUACCAAUUUCGUAAGUACGAAUUUUGUUUAUUUUUUCAGAACUUGGAAGAAAAAUUUACGCAAAAAUUCAGUGACGAUUCGGUUUUAAAUAUGAUCAUCUAAAUAUAUACAAUUACUUGUCCUGACUGAUUACUGAGUCACUGAUCGAUUCAUCAUCGCUCAGAUCAAACCUCUGAACUUGAGAUGAAAUUUGGUACACAUUAAUAAGGGAUUUUUCGAAAUUCCCUCGCGGGGGAGAGGGAGAGCAUUAAUGCUUAAUUUGAAGAAAGGUUUUUGAAAUUGAUUUCCAUACUUUUUCUUAAAUUGAUAAGAUUUCAGACAUUUUUAUAAACAUUUUUAUAUAUUUCGAU